AUGACUUACCUAGUCUACCACAACGGAUACCACGUCUGUGAGCACCAUCUCAUCGCCGUCAUUUACCUUCCGGCGGUCCCACCGACGAUCAUCUCAGUUAAUAUUCCACCUCCUCCUCCUCCUCGCCAAUUACCGCUCAAAACUGCCACCACAACUCGCGAGGUGUUCAUAAACUUUCGCGGCCUCGACGUCCGCAACACGUUCAUAGACCACCUCCAAGCCGCGCUCCGGCGGGAGAGAGUCGGCGCGUUCAGGGAUGACGUGGACUCGGGCCGCGGCGUGAACGUGAAGCAAGGCGUCCUGCGAGCCAUCGAGGAGUCGAGGUUCUACGUCGUCGUUCUGAGCCGGAGCUAUGCGUCGUCCAAGUGGUGCUUGGACGAGCUGGUGAAGAUCAUGCAUUGUUCGAAUAAGCAUAACAAGAUUGCGUUUCCUGUGUUUUACCACGUGUCCCCGGAGGAUGUCUCCGCCGUCGGCGGGGGCGGGUGCUACAAGGAGGAUUUUGACCGGCAUAAGAAGAAGUAUACUUAUGAAAGAGUCGACGGCUGGCUUCAGGCGCUUGCGUGGGUUGUUGGCGUGUCCGGCUGGGUCGUCGCCAGUGACCAGUCGGAAGCUUCGUUGGUGGAGAGCAUUGCCAGAACCGUGCGACGCAAGGUCCGGAAUUCCAACUGGCUCAUUGGCUAAUCCUCCCUUGAUAGAGGAGCACUACUCAUUGAGAUUUCAGAACAGAAACUCACUUCUCUACACUCUGUUUUCCUGUUAUUCCACUCUGCCUUUCUGUUUCUUCUCGUUCCUUCUUUGUAGUUGAUUAAGCUCAAGUGUAUCUCCUGUUGUAUAAAUACAUAAUCAUCAAUAAAGAUAAACCAGGAUUUUCCAAACA
Molecule: messenger RNA, 877 nt
Organism: Linum tenue
Lineage: Eukaryota; Viridiplantae; Streptophyta; Magnoliopsida; Malpighiales; Linaceae
Source: the annotation of a GenBank genome assembly